AACCCACUGCAUCGUGAAAACAGUUUUUGUUGAGUUUGAUCAUCGAGUGAAAGUUGCAGCGAGGCGUCUUCUCACGGUGGAUCAAGAUCGACUCUCCAUAUAAGCAAGUUGCGAGGAAGGCCUGAAGCUAUCCGGACGAGGAGAUCUCAAGGCAUCCCUCUGGAUCCGGUAGGAGCACACUCGCGGGGUGAUGAGAUCGACACGUUGUGGAGGUUAAGGUGGCAGUCGCUGAAGAAGUGGCGAAGGUGGUGAAAAUCGGUGUCGGGAGCGGUCGAUCCGGGCAGCGGUAGUGGUGGCGGAACGGCAGGGGUACUAUGGGAGCGGGGGUAUGGGGGGCGGAGGAGGGCUACAAGCCACGGACCUCCGGCGAAGGCUCGAGUCCCGGUGUUCAGGAAGCACUUUUCCCCAGAGUGUUCGUUCCAUAAGGCACGAUGGCUGUUGCGCAGCCGAAAGAACCUCGUCUGGUCAGGAAGAAAGCAGGAUCGACUCGCAAACGACACUCGCUUCCGGUCAACCGACGUGUACAAGUUCGCUGUCGUGUAGACGGCAGGAGAACGAGGAUGAACAGACGGAGAAUGAACAGAAGAACAGAAGUUCGAGGUGUUCGUCGAACAAUGAAAACGGUGUAAUCGACUCGUUGUACGGAAAACUACGGCUAUCCGUUGCAAGAUUCUUCGGGACGGCUGUCGAGGAGGACGAAGAGGGCAACGGGAAGAGGCAUCGGCUUCGACGGUGUCGCAGGGACUUCCGGUGGAUCGCGGACGUGGCGACGGGGACCUUGCUCCUCGGUAUCGUGCUUUUCAUCACGCCAGGUUUCUGCCACCAGGACGCGGUGCACAUUACGGCAAUCCUGGGGGAGAGCGUUGUCUUCAACUGUCACGUAGAGUUCCCCGGUGAGCACCCAGUGCCCUACGUUCUCCAAUGGGAGAAGAAGGGGCAGGAGAUACCGAUAUACAUAUGGUACGAGUCGUACCCGACCCACAGUGGCGAGGGUUACGAAGGUCGAGUCUCGAGGGUGAGCCCGAAUUCGCCGUACGGAGUGGCGAGUCUCAACCUAACCGACAUCCGUGAAAGCGAUCAAGGAUGGUACGAGUGCAAGGUCGUCUUCCUCAACAGGUCGCCAAAUAGUCACAAAAACGGUACCUGGUUCCACCUGGAUGUUCAUGCGCCACCGAAAUUCAGCAUAACGCCGGAGGAAGUAAUCUACGUGAACGUAGGCGACGGGAUAAUAUUGAACUGCCAAGCGGAAGGUACUCCGACGCCGGAGAUCCUGUGGUACAAGGAUGCGAAUCCCGUGGAACCGUCGUCUAUCAUCGGGAUAUUCAACGACGGUACAGAGCUCAGGAUCUCGAAUAUCAAGGACGAAGACAUCGGAGACUACACGUGCAUCGCGAGAAACGGAGAGGGUCAGAUCAGUCACACGGCUCGCGUCAUGAUCGCUGGUGGAGCGGUGAUCACGGGACGGCCACAGAACCAAACGAAGCAGGAGGGCGAAAAAGUGCAAUUCUCUUGCGAGGCGAAGGCUCUUCCCGGUAACGUGACUGUGCGAUGGUUCCGCGAGGGUGCUCCGGUUACGGAAGUCUCGGAUUUGAACACGAGAGUAUCCAUCAAAGCGGACGGCAGCCUCGUCAUCAAUCCUGUCAGCGCCGACGACUCUGGCCAGUACCUCUGCGAAGUGACGAACGGCAUCGGUGAUCCUCAGAGUGCCAGUGCUUAUCUCAACGUGGAAUAUUCAGCCAAGGUGACGUUCACGCCGUCGAUUCAGUACCUGCCGUUCCGUUCGGCCGGCGUGGUCCAGUGUUACAUAAAAGCGAACCCACCCCUUCAGUACGUGACCUGGUCGAAGGACAAGCGACUGCUCGAGCCUUAUCAGACUAAAGAAAUCGUUGUGAUGAACAAUGGCUCCCUGCUGUUUACACGGGUCAAUGAGAAGCAUCAGGGCGUGUACACCUGCACGCCUUACAACGCGCAGGGCACGCACGGUAGUUCCGGCCCGAUGCAAGUCCUAGUACGGAAUCCGCCUGUGUUCACCGUCGAGCCGGAACCGGUCUAUCAGAAGAAGAUCGGCGAAACCGUCGAGAUGUAUUGCGAAGCUCAAGAGGCCGAAGGCACGCAGAAACCCACGAUACAAUGGCAUCGGAGAGACGGCGCGCCGAUACAACGUAAUCGAGCCAAGAUCGUCGGCGGCAAUUUAACGAUCGAGAGCCUUCGACGUUCCGACUUUGGUUUCUAUCAAUGCGUCGCGUCCAACGAGGUGGCUACCAUAUCCGCUUCGACGCAGCUGAUCGUCGAGGGCGCUCAACCUCACGCGCCUUACAACGUGUCCGCGACAGCCACCGAAUUCUCGGUCACGUUGACUUGGUUGCCGGGUUAUUCCGGCGGACCCGAUUACAAACAAGAUUACACCAUUUGGUACAGAGAGUCGGGCACGUCGGAAUGGAAAACGAUUCCGGUGACCCCGUCCGGUAGCACAACGGUGACGAUCAACAGCCUGACGCCAGGUACGCUGUACGAGUUCCAAGUGAUCGGCAAGAACGCUCUGAGCGAUGGCAUGUUGAGCAAAGUCAUUACCGUCAGGACGCUUGACGUGGCACUGACGAACUCGGCAACACCAUCCUCGAGUGCGGGUCAAGCUGCAGCCACGGAUCAAAACGGAUCAAAGCCAGGUCCUCCUAGGAAUCUCACGGUGACGGAAGUCAACAACGGUUUUCUGAUCACCUGGCAACCUCCUCUGGAACGUAGUCACCUGAUCCAUCACUACAACAUCCAAUACAAGACGGACGGACCCUGGAAAACGCUCAACAAGGGACAAAUCCGACCCGAGGAAACCAGCUAUUUGGUGAAGAAUCUGGUCGGUGGUAGGACCUACUAUUUCCAAGUGUACGCCAACUCGAUCUCGGAGAAGAAUUACGGGGUCAGCGAGCAGGUGAAAUUUCCGGUGCCUGCUCGAGUGAAGCACAAGGCGAUCACCGCGGGCGUCGUCGGUGGUAUACUCUUCUUCAUCGUCGCGAUCAUCCUGAGCAUAUGCGCGGUGAAGAUUUGCAAUAAGCGGAAAAGACGAAAACAGGAAAAAGAACUGCUUUCAGCGUAUAGUAUGGUGGCCUGCCGGGUCACCGACGCCAGGAACGGCGCAGGGCAGGGGCCCCAAGGAACAGUGCCUUUGAAAAAACCUAGAAAAAGCCGAGUACCAGGUCUGAAUCUCCUGCGGGAGAUCCUGAGUCCGGACACCCCGGACUCGUGCCGCGGCCGACCGCUGGGUAAGAUCUCUCGUACGGCCGACGGUCGUUUCGUGGUGGCGGACUCGGUGCUCAGCUCGGCGAACAACAGCAUCCUGGACGCGUCGAGCAGCGACGACGGUGGAUUCCUUCCGAAGCAGCGGCUCAAGUCGUCUUGGCGACGGCCGUUGGUCGGCACCAGCCAGCUAAGUCUCCGAUCGGACGGCAGCGGCGUCUCCAUCGGAGGACUGCCGUCCAUCCACCAUCAUCACCACGGGACGGUGAACUCGUUAGCCAGGAUCGCGCCAGCGAUCUGCACGAUCUCGUCGCCCAGGUUUCUGGCCAGUUCACCGAGCGGUCAGCAAGUGCCCUGGACGCCGUUGUACUUCAGCGAUCUCAGCUCGGUCAGACAGCCAUCUUCCGGAGAACGUUCCUUCCCGACGCCGCCGGAUUACCUGCAGCUGCGAAGCGUGCACCAGCGAUACAGCCAAGAGUUGCCCUCGUUGAAGGCGAUUCACGCCGAAUCGAGGCGGUUCGUGCCGGUCCAACCGUUGGCAACCUCGUCGCCGCCGCAACCGGCCGCAGACCGNGGCAGACCGAGGGCCAGGCUACCUCCGAGGCACGCCAGGCACGCCAGGUCCGCCCCGGAGCUGGCAGCGUCUCCUGAUCUGGAGACGUCGCCGGAGAGCAGAUCGAGCAGCUCGGGCUUCGGCAGCAAGAACACCUCGCAACAGAAUCAGAGCUCGAGGAGCGGUAGCACGGUAGCCGAGUGGAGGCCGCCGCCUUACAGACCGCCGCCCCCUCCGUUGGUCGGACGGUGGCUCGAGCUCCAGGAUCAGGCCAAGGUCGCCCACACGCACAUCCCGAACGCCGUGGACGCAGGCAGCGUGGACGGCCACUACGAGUUCGACCCCGUCUCGUGCACGCCUACCCCGACGUCCGCUUCUACGCCGACCAGGGAGGAGAGGCCACCGGUGCACCAGAUACACACCAUUCACGUACCGCAUAUUCACCAGGUGCACACGGUUCAUCAUCAGACGCCGAGGUACAGCAGGGACAACAUCGAAGCCAGGGUGCAAGCGAUGAAGGCCGAGUUCCAUCAGUUUCGACAACGGCAAGCGAGGAGGAGACAGAGCGCGCACCUCGAGAGCGCCUGUUGACGGCACUGUUCGAUUUUAGACUACUUUUUAGGUUGCGUCGUUCGGUUUCGAAUAUUAGUUCCGAUCAGCGGACACGUCGAGAAAUAAAACGGCCGGCUGUGACGAAAGCGAACGCGAUUUAGACCAACUGUUCAAGCACAACGAGGAUCAUCGUACGCGAAUCCAGUGUAGGCAACUUCAAGUCAAUUCUAUAUACGCUGGGCAACCAUCUACGAACAAAGAAGGCUGUUACAAGCGUCAGCUCAGGAUACAUAAAUUUCGCCAACGCGGCCGCGCCGACGCGCGGUUUAAAUUCGUUCUCUACGGUAAGAAGACGAGGGAGGAUCCGACUUAGAACGGUUCGGACGAUUUUCGAGGAGACCGCGAAACGCCGUGGACGAAUUCGAGCGGCGAGAACCUUCGGGAUAUCGAGAGAGAGUAAUCGAGCAUCAAGAGGAACGACGAACGAACAGGUUCCAGAGAAGAAUGUCAAGACACGACGGCAUGAUACUCCAAAGAAACUGUACCGUGCUUCGUAUAUCUUUUAAACGACACGUAAGAUUAACCUUAAUCGUACACUGUAAGUAAUAAUGCAAACAGCAAGAUACACGUACACGAACACACGCAUACACGCGUUCGACCGACAACGGAAACGAAGCGAAGAGUAAAGACGACCGAAUCACCGCCAUAUAUACACGCGUACAAACACAUACAUACACACACGAGAAACUUAAAAAGAAAGAAAAAAAAAAACGCAAAAAAGAAUUAAUUAUUAUCGACGAGCAACGGACUCGAAACGUGAUAUUAGGCCGAAGCUUGCCUGGAGAUUGCUUAAGGACUCACUCGUACUGCACUGCCUGUUUAGGGUUUCGCUAGCGACCCAACAUAUUAUCGGCACAAUAAUUUUUCUUAAGCAACGUAAACGAGAUUAAGUAAGGUUCUUUGAAACGACACGCGCGGCCAAUGCCAGGCGUUGCGUGCGCGCGCGUGCACGACCCUCUUCGCGGGGCUCGAAAACGACUGCCGCGCUCUGCCGAGGUUCUUCCAUUUUACACCGAUCGCCGCGAAUCUUCGCCGUUUUUGCGAACUGCCAUCGCGACGGAUCCCGGGACGCCUCGAUUCGGGAAGAGGUACGGCCCGAAACCGCGAAGCGUGCACGCGCGCGCGAGCGUCGCUCGUGAUCGACCGUGAUCCGUGCACCGGUAACGAGAAAUGUUACGCACGCGUACACAAGUUAUACAUAAAAAGAAAAAACAAGUCACAUCGACACGAUACACGUGUAAAUUUCGAAACGUUUGCGUGCGCGAGCGAAAGAGAUAUAUUUUGAAUGGAAGAGCGAACGAUGCGAGAAUGGAAACAAAAGACACGCGCGUACACGCGAGAGAGGCGUUCUUCGAGACCCACCUAAUUCUUCACCAAAACGCGUUCUGUGUACGAGAAAUCAUGUUCGAGUCGAGGUUCGAGGCUCGUGUACGGCCCACAGAGUGUUCGAGGAUACAAAUCAACGGGCUAAUUGUUCGAGUAAAUCGCGACCUAAACGUAUCGCUGAUACUUUUCUCACGAAUACCGUACCGCGAGACUAUUCGAAUCGAAAGCAACAUCCCUUCUUAUUUCCGUUUCUUUUCUCUUAUUUUUUUUAUCCCGAUCCUUCUUCUCAUCGUUAUCCGUUCUGUUGCGUUUUAUCGACUGUUGCACGAGACAGCGAAUCGAAUACUCUCGGGCCGUCUCGGCGUUUUAAUUUUCCCCCCUUUUAUAUCUUCUUUUCUUUAAUUAUGUUUGAUAGUACAAACACUUAUUUAUACUGUACCACAUAUUCUAUACAUACCUGUAUCGUUAUAAAUAUAUUAGCGAGGGCCCUACUCACGAUUCAACUAUACUUUCUUCGACGAAACCGUGAAACACCGACGAGUGCAAACGACGCGGAUAUAUGCUGUCGAGGCAGAAGGACUCUCUGUUGUAUAAUUUUCGUUGAAAUGUAUUUGAAUGAGAGACUGUGUGGGUGUAUACGAAAGAGCAAUAGAAAUCGCGGAACGAGCAACGAGGAAGAAUGAACGCUUGUAUGAGUGACGAGCGAUAUGCGACAGCCGCUUCGACGAUGAACGGAACGGACGAAAUAUUUUGCGAUCUUUCUAAUAUUCGAAGAAAACGAACAAACACGUUCUACGUAUGUACAUUCCGAGAUACGAAUCCAUCUUGAACUCGUACGCGGGUAAUGGGCUAUCAAGGUACUCGUUUAAGCUUUAAUUCUUUUGCCUACGGAACGUGGAUCCGAAACGGUUUUGUGAUAUUUUCGCGAGGAUAGAAGAAAAAGUUGUUAAAAGAUACGUAAAAAGGGAUAUCUGGAUAUUCCGUUGCCCGAGCAACGAAACGUUCUCGUCUUAGUUUCGUCGAAAUCGAAUCUUGCGACGAAUAAAAAAAGAAUGUUCGCGAUUCGAAAAAGGAUCGACUCGAAUACGCGUUUAUACGAACUUUUCCCAGUGUCUUCGUGUCCGCCGUCCAUCGUCGAAACGCGCGUAAUCGACGUUCAAAUAGGAUACGAUGAUAAACAACAGGAAAUAUGUAAGAAUACAAGAAUCCGGUAGAAAAAUUCGUAUCAAGAACGAGAGAGCAAGGGAGAGAGAGAAAGUGAUGGGAACGAAUCGGCGAAAGAGAGGAUAAAAAAUGGAGGUGACGCGAAAGAGUACCAAUAUUCUAAAGUAAUUCUAAUGAUUGAAUUAAUAAUUUGAUAAUUAAUUGAUAUUGUACAUCGUAAACGACGUAGCGUGUAGUGUAUUAAUCAACGAGAACGACGAACGCGGUGACGACUAAUUCGUUAAAUUAAUUACCCCGUUAAUCAUCCGUGGGAUCGCGAGAGGUGGAAGAGAAAUACACGAGGGGCAUUCGUGAUCGGGCCACGCCGUAAUUCUCGAUCGGUCGUUGCCGUUGUAUCAUAGUAAUCGAAUUAAAGGCGCGUCUCGAUCAAGCCCGUAUCACGAUCUACGCGGUAGCUUUGUGUCUCGUCGAACGUUCAACGUCGAUAACGUUAAUCGGUCGGUAAUCUCUCUUUUUUGUACGUCGAACGGUACUUUGAUCGAUCUCAAUUAUACAAAGCGCUCCCUUCGCGUCGAACUCGAAGACAGUUCACGAUUCUACCGCGUAGAGAAUCUAACGAUGUAAACAUGAACAUGGCAAAAAUGGAAAAAAGGGAAAGGUUGAUCGAUCGUCUUCGUGGAUCGACGUUUUCUCCUUGACCCAUGGUGAUGCAGAAUUCCAAGAAACGAAUAAAAACUAUGUUCUUCCUUUA
Messenger RNA from Megachile rotundata (alfalfa leafcutting bee), 7637 nucleotides. Its product is annotated as protein turtle. Gene Ontology annotation, biological process: homophilic cell-cell adhesion; axon guidance; dendrite self-avoidance. Gene Ontology annotation, molecular function: cell-cell adhesion mediator activity. The record is from RefSeq and is a predicted model, not a curated record. Lineage: Eukaryota; Metazoa; Arthropoda; Insecta; Hymenoptera; Megachilidae. Gene Ontology annotation, cellular component: plasma membrane; axon.